AUGUCAGGAAAGAUGUGCAGCAGCAACAGUGUUGUUCAGGCACAAAAACUAGUGGAUCAACUUCGGGUGGAGGCAAGCAUGGAGAGACUCAAGAUCUCCCUGACAGCAGCAGACUUGGUCCAGUACUGUCAGGACCACAGGCGCAGUGACCCUCUGCUCACCGGUAUUGCUGCCUCAUCCAAUCCUUUCAAAGAUAAGAAGACCUGUGUGCUGCUUUGACAGUCUUGAGCAGAGAUGUCCCACCACAGAAAAGACAGAUUAUCUUUUAUAAUGCCAAUCACUCGGUUUGUUUUUUUUCCACUGAAAGCUUUUAAAGCUUAUGAACAUUGCUCC
Messenger RNA from Scatophagus argus, 333 nucleotides. Its product is annotated as guanine nucleotide-binding protein G(I)/G(S)/G(O) subunit gamma-12-like. Gene Ontology annotation, cellular component: heterotrimeric G-protein complex. Gene Ontology annotation, biological process: G protein-coupled receptor signaling pathway. The transcript has 2 exons. NCBI's taxonomy places the organism in Eukaryota, Metazoa, Chordata, Actinopteri, Scatophagidae. Gene Ontology annotation, molecular function: G-protein beta-subunit binding. The record is from RefSeq and is a predicted model, not a curated record. The coding region runs from base 1 to 219 and encodes 72 amino acids.